Culicoides brevitarsis is the source of this 775-nucleotide messenger RNA. RefSeq names its product coiled-coil domain-containing protein 25. The record is from RefSeq and is a predicted model, not a curated record. Bases 60 to 683 code for a protein of 207 amino acids. NCBI's taxonomy places the organism in Eukaryota, Metazoa, Arthropoda, Insecta, Diptera, Ceratopogonidae. The transcript has 2 exons.
GCCACAUUAGCCGCACGAUUUUCAUCAUUUAGUGAAAUUCUAACUUAAAACCCUUAGAAAUGUACUUUUUUACGAGUAACGUCGUAACACCGCCUAUCACGCUCUUCAUGGGCGAAGACAAAUACGAGAAUGAGGAGUUAAUAAAAUGGGGCUGGCCUGAAGACGUUUGGUUCCAUGUCGAUAAACUCUCCUCAGCUCACGUGUACCUCCGACUCAAUCCCGGUCAAACUCUCGAUGACGUUCCCACUGCCGUGAUCGAAGAUGCUUGUCAACUAGUCAAAGCCAACAGCAUUCAAGGCAACAAAACCAACAACAUCGACGUCGUUUACACAAUGUGGGAGAAUCUGAAGAAGACUCAAGGCAUGGAAGUGGGGCAAGUGGCUUUUCAUCGCGACAAAGAAGUGCGAAAGUUUCACGUGGAAAAGAGAAUUAACGAGAUUGUGAAUCGCUUGAACAAGACAAAGCGAGAGGAAAAGCCAGAUUUUAGGGGAAUGCGGGAGGAAAGAGAUCGAAAGGAGCGGGAAAAUAAGAAACACUUGUUGCGACUGCAAAAAGAACGAGAAAAAGCCGAACAAAAACGGAAAGAAGAAGAAGCCGAAGCUCGUAGUUAUAAUUCCCUGAUGAAAGAGGAAAAUAUGACAACGAACUACGACGAUGGCAACGACUCGGACGACUUUAUGUGAAAAAUUAGCAAAAAAUUUGUUGUUAAUAUAAUUCUUUCAAAUAUAUUUUACAUUCAAUAUCACAAAAAAAAUACAAUUUUUAUUGAUGAUUC